CGGAGCGGGCGAGGCAGCGCGGAGCAGAGGCCGGGCCGGCAGCCGCUCCGCCUCCCCACUCGCAGGCCCCGACGGUCGCGCCGCGGGCUCUCCGGGUGCCCGAGGACAGACGCAUGGCGCCCCGGGAGACGCGCUGAGCCCGGGUCGCGGCGCCGCGGGCGGCACCAUGGCCCUGGAGCAGACGCUUCAGGCGGCGCGCCAGGGCGACCUGGACGUGCUGAGGUCCCUGCACGCCGCCCGCCUGCUGGGGCCCUCGCUGCGCGACCCGCUGGACGCGCUGCCAGUGCACCACGCGGCCCGCGCCGGCAAGCUGCACUGUCUGCGCUUCCUGGUGGAGGAGGCCGGUCUGCCCGCCGCGGCCAGCGCGCGCAACGGCGCCACGCCGGCCCACGACGCCGCCGCCACCGGCCACCUCUGCUGCCUGAAGUGGCUGCUCUCUCAGGGCGGCUGCGGAGUGCAGGACAGAGACAAUUCUGGUGCCACAGUCCUGCAUCUGGCUGCCCGCUUCGGCCACCCUGAGGUGGUGGACUGGCUGCUGCGUCACGGCGGUGGGGACCCCACGGUGGCCACAGACACAGGCGCCCUGCCUGUUCACUACGCCGCCGCCAAAGGAGACUUCCCCUCCCUGAGGCUUCUCGUCGGCCACCACCCUGAGGGAGUGAAUGCCCAAACCAAGAACGGUGCCACGCCCCUGUACCUGGCGUGCCAGGAGGGCCACCUGGAGGCGACGCAGUACCUGGUGCAGGAGUGCGGCGCGGACCCGCACCUGAGCGCCCACGACGGCAUGACCCCGCUGCACGCCGCGGCGCAGAUGGGCCACAGCCCGGUCAUCGUGUGGCUGGUGAGCUGCACCGACGUGAGCCUGUCGGAGCAGGACAAGGACGGCGCCACGGCCAUGCAUUUCGCGGCGAGCCGCGGUCACGCCAAAGUGCUCAGCUGGCUCCUGCUGCACGGCGGCGAGAUCUCGGCCGACCUGUGGGGCGGGACCCCGCUGCAUGACGCCGCCGAGAACGGGGAGCUGGAGUGCUGCCAGAUCCUGGUAGUGAACGGCGCGGAGCUGGACGUCCGCGACCGCGACGGGUACACGGCCGCCGACCUCGCGGACUACAACGGCCACAGCCACUGCACCCGCUACCUGCGCACCGUGGAGAACCUGAGCGUGGAGCACCGCGUGCUGUCACGGGAUCCAUCCGCUGACCUGGAGACCAAGCAGCCUGACUCGGGCAUGUCCUCACCCAACACCACCAUGUCGGUCCAGCCACCGAACUUUGACCUCAGCUCGCCCACCAGCACCCUCUCCAACUACGACUCCUGCUCCUCCAGCCACUCCAGCAUCAAGGGCCGGUGCCCCCUGCAUGGGCUUCCCAGCACGAGAGCUGCAGACAUACAGAGCUACAUGGACAUGCUGAGCCCAGAGCCGGGCCUGCCCCGGAGCAGGAUGGAGAGACCCAAAGCACCACCGCCACCACCCAGCUUCCCUCCACUGCCCUCACCCCCAGGCACCCAGCUGCCCCCACCCCCGCCAGGCUACCCAGCUCCCAAGCCCCCCGCGGGGCUACAGGCAGCUGACAUCUACACGCAGACGAAGAACAAACUCCGCCACGUGGAGACCGAGGCCUUCAAGAAGGAGCUGAGCUCCCGCGACGGCCGCAACGGGCUGCGGAGGCAGGACUCCAGCCGCAAGCCCCGCGCCUUCAGCAAGCAGCCCAGCACGGGGGACUACUACCGCCAGCUGGGCCGCUACCCCGGGGAGCCGCUGGCCGCGCGCCCGGGCAUGGCGCACAGCGAGGAGGCGGCGCAGCUCCCCGGGAACCACGUGCACAACGGCUGCGGCGCGGACCCCAAGACGUCCAGGGAACUGCCCCCGCCGCCCCCGCCGCCGCCGCCCCUGCCCGAGGCCCUGAGCUCGCCGCCGCCCGCUCCUCCUCUGUCCUUCGAGGGCUCUGGCCCUGGCUGCGGGCAGCGUCGCUCCUCCUCGUCCACUGGCAAAGUGAGAGUGCUGAGACACAGGAAGAGCACCAAGUCUUUCAACAUGAUGUCCCCGACGGGCGACAACUCAGAGCUACUGGCUGAGAUCAAGGCGGGCAAGAGUCUGAAGCCGACGCCGCAGAGCAAGGGGCUGACCACGGUGUUCUCGGGCAGUGGGCAGCCGGCCUCCCAGCCCGACUCGCCGCUGCCGCUGGCCUCGCCGGCACCGUCACGGGCGCGGAGCCCCACCCCGCCGGCCGCGGGGUCCCAGCCACUGCUCAACGGCAGUGUGGCGCCGGCGCCGCCUGCCACCCCUGCGCCGGGCGUGCAGCUCGACGUGGAGGCGCUCAUCCCCACGCACGACGAGCAGGGCCGGCCCAUCCCCGAGUGGAAGCGCCAGGUGAUGGUGCGCAAGCUGCAGCUGAAGAUGCAGGAGGAGGAAGAGCAGAGGCGGAAGCUGACGGCCGCCAGCUCGUGCUGCUACCCCCGCGAGGGCUGGAGGUACUCCCGCGAGCACAACGCCAUCCUCGGGCCCUUCGGCGAGCUCAUGACCGAGGCCGACAUCCUCCGCAUCGAGCAGCAAAUCGAGAACCUGCAAGUGUUGCACAAGGCGCAGAAGCUGGAGGCGCGCCUGGAGCAGCUGGAGUUGGAGCUGGAGCAGCUGCUGCCCAUCUCGGCCGCCCUGUCGGCGCCGCGCUUCACCGUCGACCCGCGCCGCAUGCACGGCCGCGCCGCCAGCCUGCCUGCCUGGUGCAGCAAGAUCUCCACGCUGCUCAAGAGCAUGGCCUCGCUGCUGGCCGCGCUGGGCGGACGGCCCGCGCACCUGGCCGAGCUACUUGCCGCCGAUACAGGCCAGCCGCUGCCGCCGCUGACCGACGCCCCCUGGCGGCCGGGUCCGCUCUGCUUGGGCCGCUCGCAUUCGCUCAGCUGGUGCCGCGAGGCCGUGGCGCGCGAGAUCCUCGAGUGCGGCGUCUCGGUGCGGCACCUCCGCGCCACCUACGAGCGGCGCGCCCAGGGCUCGGCGCCCGCGUGCGGCCCGCCCCGAAAGCUCUCGCUGCCCGCCGGCGCCCCGCGCCGCGAGCCCAUCCUCGAGGAGGACUACGUGGCGGCCGGCACCGGCGAGCCAAGCGCCGCCGCCGCCAACGGCCUGCCAGCCGCGGGGGAGCCCCUGGGCGUCCUGGGCCCGCCCGAGGCGCCAGGCCGCCAGGCGGCGCUGCCCGAGCCCGAGCAGUUGGCGCGCAGGCCGCCACCCUCCACCGAGCUGCGAGGCGUCCAGGACUACAUCGACAUGCGCAAGGAGCGCAUCGUCUACCUUUUCCUGGAGCACUGGCGCAAGUGGACCUUCCGCGGCCCCGGGCGCCACGCCCAGGUGCGCCUGCGCAGACUGCUGCCCCGCGUGGUGGCCGCCGGCGCCGACCCCGGCCCGGAGGCCGCCGACGCCUCCCAGCCGCCGGCGAGCGAUGGCCCGGACGAGCGGCUGCUGCGCCUGCUGAAGCAGCGGCAGGUGGUGGGCAAGCUGCUGGGCCACUGGCGGAGCCUGCUGCGGCAGGUGCCGGCACGCCAGCCUCUCGGCCCGAGCCUGGCACACGGCUUGUACUGGCCCGAGCACUUCUUGCCGCCCCUCGACGGCGGCGCGCCCCGGCGCUACGACAGCCUCACGCUCGACCUCUUCAUGCUCGGCUACUUCCAGCUGCUCGAAAUGGGCCUGAGCCGCGAGGAGCGCAAGUUUCGCCACCUGCUGUGCUACGAGAUGUUCGACCGGCUGGGCAGCCACCCGUGGGAGCUCAUCCGUCUCUUCCACCGCGUGGUACUCGAGGAGGUGGAGGCCGGCCGGCGCGGCUGGAGCGACGGCUUCGAGGACCUCAGGCGCCAGUUCUUCGGAGACACCCCAGAGGCUGAGACGGCCCGGGAAGAAAAGGUGGAGAAAGAGCAAAAGGAAGGGACAGAUAAGGAAGAGAGGGAGCCCACCGAAGACGCCGCUCCAGCUCAGACGGGCGACUGGCCAGAAGGGCAGCCAGAGGCGCCGGCCCCUGCGCCGCAGCCCCCGUCCCCACCCCCGCCAGCCGCGCCUCCCCCGACGCCGGACCCUCCUAGUUCCGAAGUCCCCGCCGAAGAACCCCUGGAGCUGGUAUCUGAGAUGGGCGAGUUCAGCAAUGAGGACAUCUGCCGGUACAUCGACCGCAGCUUCUCCUUCUGGAAGGAGAAGGAGGCAGAGCUUUUUGACAUCUGAGCCGCAGAAUUCGGAAUUUACCCUCAAGCGUCUUAACCCGGGCCUGGAUGCCUGUCUGAUGCCCUCCAGAGGUCAGAAUACGGCAGGAAGAAACCAGGACAGGACGAGUGGCCUUGGAAAAGCCAGAGUGCCCAGAACCAGGCUGCCUCAGCCUUUGAGAUCCCACGGUGGCCGGUUGUGGGGUGUUGGCCGGAAUGGGCAGGGCACGGCACAGAGCCAACCAGGUGUCCCCCUCUGGCUCUCCAGCGAUGCCUGGCUCCGUGUGGAGCCAGGUGGAAGAAGCAGCCCCUCUGAGUGCGGGACUGUGGGUCCCCCUUGGGGCAGUGUGGCUCUCUUUCUCUCUUUGCUUUUUCACUGGAGUUCACAGCUACCUGUUUGGCUGAGGUCAAGGGAGCCACAUGUGCGGUGUUCGUGUGACGUGUCCAGACCCUUUCUCCUCUGUAACAUGCAAGUAAUAAAACACUUUGCUGUAAGCUGCCUGUGUUGGAUGCCCCCACCCCCAUGUCAUUGCAGCCACACGAUUGUAGAGCUAGCGUCUACCCCCUCUCAGAAUAGGACAGGCAUGGGACAGAAGGUCCUUCACAGUGGAACCAGGGACCGGCCUGAGCCUCUCUGAGCAGGCAGGAUCUGUGGAGGCCCAAGUAUGAGUCUGCCCAGAGAUUCUGGGCCAGGGGCCUGGAGCCAUCUAUCCACCCCCCCUGCCCCCCACCUUGGGGAGGCUCCCCCUCUGCUCCUCUCCCACACCUCCUACUCUCAGCUCUGACCUCUCUGGCGCCGCCUCUGGGACACGGGGGCCUGAGUCUUCAUCCAUUUGCCCUAUAGAAGGGCAUCAAAAGAGUCUCUUCCUGCGACCCCAUCUGUGUCCCGUUGUCCCUGACUCAUGCAGGUCCCCUGGGUGGGGGAGCACCCCCGCUGACCCCCGU
Molecule: messenger RNA, 5121 nt
Organism: Balaenoptera acutorostrata (minke whale)
Lineage: Eukaryota; Metazoa; Chordata; Mammalia; Artiodactyla; Balaenopteridae
Gene: ESPN
Product: espin
Exons: 13
Coding region: 167-4198 (1343 amino acids)
Biological process (GO): actin filament bundle assembly
Cellular component (GO): cytoplasm
Molecular function (GO): actin filament binding
Source: RefSeq, a predicted model, not a curated record